AUGUCGAAGGAACACAUGACCCUUCCCCUUGGGGACGAGAAGCACGAUCCGAUCAACGGACACGGCGGUUUGAGGCCUUCAGUCGGAACACCGGGCGCGAGCGGUAUGGGCGCUUCAGGUCCUUCCAAUCCUUCCAGUGGAGGCAUCUUACCCGGAGGAGUUGCUAAACAGGAAAAGAAGAUUCACCCGGUCGCGAUCAUUGGUCUGUGGAUUGCUCUGUCUAGCAGUGUGAUUGGUGAGUCAGACUGAGUGCAGAAGAAAGGGUAAUGCAAGCACGCUCGCCUGACGAUUUUCAACUUCGGUCCGCCAUCUUCUGCAGUGUACAACAAGGUGAGCUGCCGCGUAUCAGUCGUGUCGCUGCUGCUACAACGAGUAUCGGAAGCCGUUUUGGUGUAUUCAAGUAUGCGUCGGCUCGGUGUAAGGCGUCGGAUCAGAGACUCACAGAAGCGCAAGCAGCAAUAAAUGGAGGGCUUAGAAUCGGCAGCUUCGAGCUGGCUGCAGUUCCGGCCUGCAAGCCAGUUGUGGUGACCUAA
Messenger RNA from Ceraceosorus bombacis, 533 nucleotides. The record is from the annotation of a GenBank genome assembly. NCBI's taxonomy places the organism in Eukaryota, Fungi, Basidiomycota, Exobasidiomycetes, Ceraceosorales, Ceraceosoraceae.